AUGGAUCCUAAGGAACUCAACUACGAGGGCGAAUGGGCCGCGGAGGAUAGCUGGGGUUAUAAUCUCGCCGUUGACUUUGAGCUUGGUAAAUGUACCCCGAUAAUGUGCCGUACGGACUAUGGCGGCGGCGAAGUUCUAUUCGAGGCUGGCGGCAAGUUCUAUCUAUACGACGAUCUCGGUCUACACCUUCGUCAGAUUACUUCACCGACAACUCUUGACGACAUUAUUGCUCUCUUUAAGGGUGAUAAGAAGGCAAAAAAUUCGCUGAAAUGCAAAGCGAUCUCUUCGUAG
Penicillium samsonianum is the source of this 291-nucleotide messenger RNA. RefSeq lists its product as uncharacterized. NCBI's taxonomy places the organism in Eukaryota, Fungi, Ascomycota, Eurotiomycetes, Eurotiales, Aspergillaceae. The record is from RefSeq and is a predicted model, not a curated record. Bases 1 to 291 code for a protein of 96 amino acids. The transcript has a single exon.